AUUAAUAGAACUUUCCAAUCGGUCGAUUCUUUGUUCAUUUUGGUUGAAUUGUGCGAAAAUUGCCAUCCAUUGCAUCGUUUCAUAUUUGUUUAGUAUUGUAUCACUCAAGUUGAUAAUGUUUCAGAAGUUCGUAAUGUAAAACUAUAAAGUGGACUGUCUCUUAAAACUGUUGACACGACGUGAUCUGUAGUGAAAAAAGAAAUGAGUAAAAUGGUGCCAUAGAACGUGUAAUUUUUCUACACCUUAAGAAGAAAAUCAUUAUCCAGCCAAAAUGGCGACGAAACAUGAAAAUUUACCAGUGUCUGAAAAUAAUCCGGAGUCUCUCGUAGAAAUUUGUAUUGAGACCAUUGCGCGUAAUCUCGACGCAAUUUCGAUAAGAGAUCCUGUCACCCUCUUGCGCAGACUUAAACAUGAUAUAAUUCUACCUGUGGAACUCUGCGAGAAGUUUAUUGAUAUUUUUCAAAGAAAACACGUUAUUGAUGAUAAAAUCGCGAAUAUAUUUCGUGAUACCGAACGCACGAAAAUUAAUAAUUUGAAGCUGCGGAAUUCGGCGGUGACCGUCGAAGGUCUUCUCAGCUUUAUGGUUCAUAAACCAAAGACGGUGGAAUUAAUCCAUUGUGUCGAUUUGACGCAGGUGGCUAUCAAUGUUAUCAAUGAUCAUAGCGAGAACCUGGUGUCUCUGAAGUUUGGACCACUGUGUUAUACCAUUUCACAGAACAGACUUUAUCAGAAGGAAUACAUCCUAUCUAUACCACAGCUGAGGAAGUUGUCCAUUCAAUGCCGGAGGGCAACUGUCUUCCCAAUACUACUCACCCAGCCACUUUACUGCUUGAGGCACUUGGAACUAUCCGAAUUGACACAAUCUAAUUACUUGACCGCUUUGCAAGGCCUCGAGACUUUGGAAUCCCUGGUCCUUUACAAUGUACGAAUUGAGACAGGACUUGUAGAAUGGAUUUGUACGUUGCAUUCACUAAAACAUCUAGAUUUGUCUCAAUCAAAUGAACGGCUGGGGGUAUUUCCGAAUCCGAAUUUAAUGCUGUCAAGGAUGAUGCAUUGUUUGCCACAUCUUAUGUCUUUGGACAUUUCGGGUACCAAUUUAGCAGGUACUGGAGCGGCACCACCCCCUGUUGAGGAAGUUGGGGUAUCUGAAGUGCCUGCUGUCCCUGUGAGGUGUGAUAUCCCUGGACUUGUCAGCCGGGUGAACAAUCCUCUGCACUUCCUUGGACUUUAUGGAACACACAAUGGAGCCUGCAGGUGGCAUGAUAUUCCAGCUAAAGUGAUUACUGGUGAUACCAACGAAGAACAAAUUUUGACAUCUGCAAAGGUAUACAUGGGCAGACCUGCAAUGCUUGCUCAUGUGCUCAAUGACCUUUACUAUCUGUUCCGUUAUGAUCAAUGUGAAUCAGUACAACGUUCUCUUGCUGUUGUACUGGAGGCAAUGAGAAGACAUAUUCCUGAAAAACAUAUUCAAAUAUCCGGAAGUGCUACUCUAUUCUACAUUGUAAAAGGUAAAGAAAAAGACAAACUAGGAAUGAAAUUGAAACGGAAUAUACUAAAUGCUUUACUUGAUGCAAUGGAGGAACACAGGAAGGAUGAAACUGUAAUGAGAAAUGGAUGCAUUACCAUUUGCCAAUUCAAAAUUCCCGCUGAUGUGCUGUGUGAAUAUGAACGUCUAGUUCAAAUGCUGCUGAGUUGCGUGCCAUAUCUGAGCCAGGAGGGAUUCGUUCAGCGCGUCUCUAUCUAUCUGCUUAACUCUCUUGCGUGCCAGGUCGAUGGCAAUCGAAAGUUGUUCCUGGGAAAAAGUGGACUCAUUGAGAAAAUGGUUCAUCUAAUAUCGGCACGUCACGAAUGUUCAAUUUGCGAUGACGUGCUUGAAGUCGCUUGGUCCACAUUGUGGAAUGUAACUGACGAAACACCGGCCAACAGUAGCCGUUUCCUCGAAUGCCACGGAAUGGAGUUAUUCAUCGCUUGUCUUGAGACGUUCCCUCAGAAAGAGGAAUUACUCCGCAACAUGAUGGGUUUGCUGGGUAAUGUGGCAGAGGUGGCUGAACUAAGACCUCAGCUUAUGGACACCGAGUUUCUUGAUGUCUUCUAUGAUCUUCUAGAUUCGUCCAGCGAUGGAAUCGAGGUAAGCUACAAUGCUGCUGGUGUCCUGGCCCACAUAGCUUCUGAUGGGGAAGAAGCCUGGGUGGUGGCCAACCCGCCCAGAGCUGCUGUCCUCGCACGUCUAGCCAUGGCUGUACAGACCUGGAACCUUCGUGAUGAGAGGAAUAUCAAUUACAGAUCGUUCAAACCUAUCCUAGGUCUUCUCAGCGUUUAUCAUACACCGCAAUGCCAGCAUUGGGCAGUGUGGGCUCUUGCUAACUUGACCACUGUAUACCCACAAAAAUACUGCAGCUUAGUGAUUGCUGAAGAUGGUAUUUCACUUCUUAAAAAGAUAAUAAAAGACCCGAGGCCAUACACUGUGAUCAAGGACCUUGCAUGCAUGGUCAUCAACAACUGCUCACGUUACACCGCUCAGGACACCGACAACCCACCCCCGGAUCCUGUCUCUUAUGACAAUUAGCUAUUGGAGUUUUUUGGAGAGGUUGACCCAGAG
Messenger RNA from Papilio machaon (common yellow swallowtail), 2599 nucleotides. Its product is annotated as protein zer-1 homolog. The coding region runs from base 272 to 2566 and encodes 764 amino acids. The record is from RefSeq and is a predicted model, not a curated record. The transcript is spliced from 8 exons. Lineage: Eukaryota; Metazoa; Arthropoda; Insecta; Lepidoptera; Papilionidae. Gene Ontology annotation, cellular component: Cul2-RING ubiquitin ligase complex. Gene Ontology annotation, molecular function: protein binding.